AUGAGCGCGACGGCCUGCUCUCCGGGGACCUCCCCUCGCUCCAGAAGGCUGACAACCCCCCAUGUCUCAUCCAGAUAUGCUAGUUCUCACUCUCCGAGUCAGGAGGACUUUACUCCUCUCCCUUCAAUCAAUGAGCGCUUGGCCUUUCUCCGUCCCUCCCGGGAGCUACUGGAAUACUACCGCAAGAAGAUUGCUGACUUUGAUGAGGAACAUGAGGAUUUGGUAAAAAGGCUGGAGAAAUACAAAGAAACAUAUGAUGAGCAGCACAAAUUGCAAUGGGAAGUACGUCAGCGAGAAGAGGAGAUUGCGGAGUUGCAAAAGGCUUUGAGUGAUAUGCAAGUCUACCUGUUCCAGGAGAAGGAACAUGUCCUUCGUCUUUACUCAGAGAAUGACCGUCUGAAAAUCAGGGAAUUGGAGGAUAGAAAAAAAAUUCAACAUCUCCUGGCUUUAGUGGGAACAGACAAAGGAGAAGUUACGUAUUUUCACAAGGAGCCUCCACAUAAGGUUACUGUUCUGCAAAGGCCAGCUAAAUCCAGAGAGUCACAGGAACAAGAUGAUACUUCCAGAACAGGCACCAAGAGGAGCACUUCAAAACGAGCAGCAAAAGGAGAGAAACCAGAAAGUCCUGAGAGAUAUCAGAGAGAUAAUCAAACACUUCUACUUCAGGUGGAGGCUCUGCAAGCUCAGAUAGAAGAACAGACACGAUUAUCCAAGGAACAGGUUGAGGCACUACUAGAGGACAGGCGGAUUCACAUGGAGGAAGCCCAGGUCCAACAUCAGAGGGACCAGGACAAGAUCAAAACUAUAACAGAUAAACUCCAUAAGACCCAAAAUCUCUUAUAUGAGAGUACUCGUGACUUUCUCCAGCUCAAGUUUGAUGCCCGAGCCAAUGAGAAAGCAUGGAUGGCAGAGAAGGACAGUCUGUUGAGGAAACUUGACAAAGAUCUGGAUCAGCUUAUCAGCAGGGAGCCAGGAAGAGAGAAGAAGCAGAGAGAUACCAAGAAGAUGCUUCGAGCAGAUGAUGGAGCUUGGAAACUCCACAGCAGAGAAAUAAAGUCACUGCAAGAACAGCUAAUGCAGGAGCAGCACCUAUCAAACAUGUAUAGAGAACAGUGUGUCACCCUGGAAGGUGAGCUGGCUAGGAUUCGUGAGGAGGGAGAUGCUGGCAGAGAACUCUUUAAGGAACGCUCAGAAAAGAUGGGGAAGCGCCUGAAGCUGAUGACUCAGCGAUAUGAGGCCUUGGAAAAACGUCGUAAUAUGGAAGUGGAAGGCUUCAAGAAUGACAUUAAACAGCUUCGGCAGGAGCUGAAAGAUGUAGAGAAGCAGCUUUUUAAGGUGACUCUGAAUAUCGGACCAGACCAGGAUCUUGCAAUUCUACAUGAGAUCCGCCAAGGAAACAGACUAACCCGUAAAAUUCAAGGAGAACUAAAAAACUUAAAAGCAAAAAUCUAUGGCUUAGAGAAUGAACUACGGAUCUGUUGAGGCUGAGGUAUUAGCUGGCAUCCUAGUUUUA
Molecule: messenger RNA, 1513 nt
Organism: Nipponia nippon (crested ibis)
Lineage: Eukaryota; Metazoa; Chordata; Aves; Pelecaniformes; Threskiornithidae
Gene: CCDC77
Product: coiled-coil domain containing 77
Cellular component (GO): centrosome
Source: RefSeq, a predicted model, not a curated record